Molecule: messenger RNA, 1281 nt
Organism: Lottia gigantea (owl limpet)
Lineage: Eukaryota; Metazoa; Mollusca; Gastropoda; Lottiidae
Exons: 9
Coding region: 1-1281 (426 amino acids)
Source: RefSeq, a predicted model, not a curated record
AUGGCAAGUUUGCAAUUGACAGCAUCUGCCCUGCUUCCACAAGUGCGGUAUGGAUUAUGGUAUAAACCACCUAGAACACCAUCUCAAGCUAUGCAUUUAGGCUAUAAACGAAUUAAUGAUGUUUGUAAAACAGAUUCGUAUCAUGGUUUUAUAUUUGUUAAAGAAGGAAAUGAUAAAUCCAGAAUUAUUUUCGAUUUAAAUGGAAAUUUAGCUGGUAUUCAAACUAUGAUACCAGGCAAUUUAAAGGGCUAUAACUCUAGAAACGAAACUAUCCGUCUGCCGCCACCAGAGGUCAUACCACCAAUAUUAUUAGAUUUAGAACAAAGUAAAAAUGAUAGACAGAUGUACACUAUAACAGUCGACCCAGCUGUAAAUGGGUACAGAUCAAUGGCCAAGGACCAGCUGACUCACCUUGCGGGGUUCUAUUUAUACUGUUCAUGGACCCUGGUGGAAGGUUACCGAGGUGUGGGUUUUACCGGGGUUGCCGGGAUUCGUAAGUAUCGGGGUUAUCGGGGUGGAUUUUUACCCGGGUUACCAAGGUUGAUCAGUACCGGGAUUGGUUUGUUUCAAGCAUAUUUCAAGCAUCCUAGAUUGAUAUGUACACCAUAUUACGCCAAUAUUCGACCAGAUAAAGGAUUGUUUAUACAGACAGGCUAUAAUGUAGAACAACAAUAUAUAGAGAUUCCGUUAGAAUCUAAAUAUCUUUCUCCAGAUUGGAUACCACAUACUUGUAAUCCAAAGAUGGGUUUACAUUAUUUUAAAAAUUUAACACCUAAUAUGAAAUGUGAAGACCUAUAUCCUGUGUUUUUAAUGUAUAACUCAGAAGGCCAGUUAGGAUCUUUUGGUUGGUCAUUCCAAGGUGCACCAUCUCCUUAUAUGGAAAAUGAUUUGUCAUGGUUCAGACUAUCACAACAGUAUUAUCCUUUUGUGUUUGACACUACAAAACUACCAGCAUGUAUGUACAACAAACAUUUCCAAGUAUUUGGAAUGCAUUUCUGGUUGCGUGACCCAGAAACUAUGCUGUGCCCAGUAGCAACCGUGCCUAUGAGAGACACUGAGUAUCAAACCACUCCUCGCAUGAGAACCACGACAGUGAGAAAAAUAGACCGUAAUAUUAUCGUGGAUAAAAUAAUCCGUGACAGUUUAAACUCUGCACAAAGUACCGUGCCAUGUGUUUCCGGUAUUCUACUAGUAAACUGUAUAGUGUGUUUAGUGUUCAGUACCUCGUUUUUCUCAACGCUAGUGUCCUUAUUUUUAACGCUUUCUAACUGUGUUUUAUAG